GAUAAAAAGGUAAGAGUACAUAAUAUAGUUGUACUUAGCGGUGCCGACAAUCCUUCUCAACUUGCCCACCAGCUAACCGGAUUUCGGUGACGCCGACGAUGGUGGCGGAGGAGAGGACUGAGUUUCGCUGAGCAGUACUUUCAAAUAUUUCACUGCCUCUCUUAUCAUCAUUUGUUUCUCACCGUAGCUGAGUUCAUUUGUAUUCACAGGGUGCUUUUUACAUUAUCCCCAUGGAAGAUGACAUGGAGAUAGACCAUAAGCGGAGGAAAAUUGCUUGUACGGAUUCUCGUUUGCAGUGGAGCAAGUGGCAACUGCUUGAUUCCAUUCUCCCUACAGGCGCUUUUGCACAUUCUUUGGGACUCGAGGCAGCAAUUCAAGCACGCAUAAUCUCAUCUCCUGAAGAUUUUAAGACUCAUGUGAUUUACAUUCUGGAGAAUACUGCGAGUUUACUUCUUCCUUUUGUGUGUUCUGCUACCUCCUCUACCGAUUUGGAUUCCUGGCAAAAGCUCGACAAAACAUUGGAUGCAACUUUAACUAAUGAAAUAAGUCGAAAAGCAUCGAUUGCACAAGGGGCAGCUCUCAUGAGGGUAGCUGCAGCUGUGUUUACCGAAAUCCCGUCUCUGAAAACCAUGAGAGAUACAUUUAUUGGUUCCGAGGCUGUUGUCUUUCACCAUGCUCCCGUCUUUGGUGUAGUAUGUGGACUUCUAGGGAUAGAUAGUGAAACUUCUCAAAGAGCGUACAUGUUUAUAACAUUGAGAGAUGCCUUUUCUGCUGCGACAAGGCUGAAUUUGGUCGGACCACUUGGUGGAGCUGUGUUGCAGCAUCAGUUGUCUGUUGUUGCUGAAACAAUACUGGAGAAGUGGAUGGAUCGGACAGUUGAGGAAGCUUGCCAAACUGCUCCUUUGCUUGAUACUCUUCAAGGCUGUCAUAGCUAUUUGUUUUCAAGAUUGUUUUGCUCCUGAUCAGCCCUCGAGAAGCUAGAAACUUAAUUUCUUUCUAGUUCUCUUUCUUUUACGAGUUUGAUUAGCUAUAUAUAUUCUGUGUCGGAGUCGGGUGCCACGCAAUGCAACAUCAAGAAGCUGACCAAAACCCUGUUGUGAGAAGCGGCUGCACUGUCACCCGCACCCCUACCUCCUCCGGCCUCACCACUGCCUCCACCGCGUCAGCUUGUUGCAGUCUGCUGCUCCUUUUAUUUGCAGUAGCGAUUUUUGUCUCUAUGGCUCUUUAUCUAAGCUUUUCAGUGGAUGAAGUAGUUCAGUAUAAGAACGGGAUGAAAUUCUAUGCACCAAAGUUGAAAGUUGAUGAAGUGAAAGUUGCAUAUUUCAAUGUCUCUUCUUCUUCUCAUAUAACCGCUGAGUGGAUAGUAAAUUUCACUCUGACGAACCCUAAUGAUUUUCUGCUUUUUUACCAAAAUGUUGAAACUAGUGUUUUCUUUAAAGAUGUUAAAAUAGCUUCCGUCGCGAUUAAGGAUUUCUGUAGUUCGGGAGUUUCAAAAAUGCAGGCAAGUAUCGUUGCUGACUCGAUGAGUUUGAACGAAACAGGAGUAGGAAAACAACUUAUUGGUGAAAUUGAGGGUGGAAUUUUGAAUUUCGAAGUCACGAUUAAUGCCAAUUUAGCUAAGCAUAACAAGAUGCCUUUGAUUAAAGUAGAGAAUACGCAGACGAGGCAAAUGAAGUUCAGAUGUGAAAUCAAGUAUGAGAGGUUCGUGGGCUGGUCCGUCGGUACGCAAUAUCCGCUUGUCAUGUGGUAGUUCAUUUUGUUUUUGAAUUUUUAGUUUUCCAUGAAUUUCUUGUUGAAGACCUUGUUCAUGUUUAUUCAAGCAUUGUAAUUUUCCUAGUUUUACUAUGUUUUCGGGUGUUCAAUCCCAACAUAGAAGGGGUUGUUAGUUUUGAAUUGGAUAUUUUUGUGAGAAAAAUCUUACCUGCUAAUGUUACAUCAGGAGCUAGUUUUAAAUUUCAAAA
Molecule: messenger RNA, 1961 nt
Organism: Mercurialis annua (annual mercury)
Lineage: Eukaryota; Viridiplantae; Streptophyta; Magnoliopsida; Malpighiales; Euphorbiaceae
Product: urease accessory protein F
Exons: 3
Coding region: 231-962 (243 amino acids)
Molecular function (GO): nickel cation binding
Source: RefSeq, a predicted model, not a curated record